Phoenix dactylifera (date palm) is the source of this 1938-nucleotide messenger RNA. RefSeq names its product transcription factor MYB1-like. Lineage: Eukaryota; Viridiplantae; Streptophyta; Magnoliopsida; Arecales; Arecaceae. The record is from RefSeq and is a predicted model, not a curated record.
ACCUGGGAAGAGUACUUGAUCAAAAAAUUAGAAUGUAUAAGUCAUCUUUUUAUCAGAUAAAUGAGAAAACGCACUUCUUAUCGAGCCUUCUGCAUUUCAAUUUACUUCUCUCUUAAAUGGUGUAGAAUUUAUGUACUCCACAAGGUGAAAAUUUGUCAGAACUUCCAGAUGAAAGAUAUUUUACUCCGCACACCUAUUCACCGCAUUACGACUUCCAUCACCAUGAUCACAAGUUCACAACCCGCCAUCGCCAUCAAAUUUUCCUUCUUACAGCCCUUGUCUCAUUUAACCAUUUGGGUCUUACUUUAAACAGCAAAAGGUCUCUCUGGCAAAGAAUAAGAGGCUAGAAGCAAGCUAUUAGCACAUGAAAGAGCUAUCCUAGCUUGGCAGCUCCCACUACAUCAACUUCCCAAACUACAUGCUAUUAACAGAUAAAAAUUAGAAGCUGGCCAUCUCACUCUUAAAUUAUUUGACGUUUUAGGGUUUCUUCCUAGGGUAGUUAAGUUCCCAUAUAUGACAAUUUAUCCAGAAAGGUGCGGUCAUCAAAUCAUGCUGAGCGAGAGAGAAUCCUAAGUAAGGCAGACAAGCUCUAGAUGCUUACAGAAUGAUGAAAUGAUCGUUCAUGUAGGCAGGGAUACGCCAUGAUGCUCUUUUAACUUACACUGCAAUGGGGAACUUGACCUUUUGAUUCUUUGGCCAUACCAAGUCUUGAAAAAGUGCCAUAAGGCCUCGUCGGACCCAAGACUAGGUGUGAACUUCAGAAGAUGUCAAGCAGUUGGCAUUAAAUGCUGGAGUAGCAUAUGAUUCUGAAGCUUGUUUAUUUGAGCUGCAUGCCGCAUGCGCAGUGCAUUCUCAAGGGUCGAAGGAAAAAUACAGGGAAGAAGAUGGCGACGAAGGGAUGCUGCCGUGAAGAAGGGCUCAAUAGGGGAGCUUGGACGAGCCACGAAGACAAGCUACUAUCAGACUAUAUCAUGGUCCAUGGCCCAGGGAGAUGGCGAAGUUUACCUGCUAAUGCAGGAUUGAAUAGGUGUGGUAAGAGUUGCAGGUUGCGAUGGUUGAAUUAUCUGAGACCAGAUAUCAAGAGGGGGAAUAUCACCAAGGAAGAAGAGGAAUUGAUCAUCAGGCUCCAUAAGCUACUUGGCAAUAGAUGGUCUUUGAUAGCAGGAAGAUUACCGGGGAGAACAGACAAUGAAAUAAAGAACUACUGGAAUACCUAUCUCAGGAAAAAAGUCUCAGGAAGCAGCUCUCAGCAACAGUUUUCAUCAAGAACUAGGAAAACACCAUUCCAAAAAUCAAAGUCAGGGAAGAAAGAGAGCAGCUCAGAAGUUCAUGUAAUCAGGACCAAGGCGGUACGAUGCACUAAAACCCUGUUGGCUGCUCAAGUUCCUGAACAUGCUAAGAAUAAUUCUCCAGAUGCUUUCAGGCCAAGCGCUACAUUUAAACAUGGUUAUCUUUCAGAUUCAAUUGGGAACAAUGUAGCUCCUCCUCCCUUGAAGCAAUAUGAGUGUGGAUCUCGCACUAUGGAAAUCAUGCAAAACUCACUUUUCUCUCAAGCUGCCAAGGGUCAUUUUUAUAUAAGUGACAAUAGCUUACACGAUUCUGGUAGUGUUGCUUCUGCCAACAAAGACAUUCACAUCGAAGGGAUCUACAGUAGUGAAAUAGAGGAGGGCGAUGGGCUACACCCUUUUUUUGAUAACGAUAUAUGGGACUCAUUACUUAUGCCCCCAGAGAUAUAGAUCUCCUAGUGUGUCAUGUUCACGAACAUAAAAUGAGCUAUGAGCAAUCAUCUGAAGAAUGCAUUUUGCUCCUUUGAUAAUCUACUUUCAGCUAGUUGUUGCUGCUAAUGAAUAGUUAGCAGCAACUUUUAAAUAAUUCAUGAGUAGCAAACAACAUUGUUAAACUCUAUCUUUCGACUUAUAUGUUUUUAUAUCGGUUCCA